AUGCAACGCGAUACAAACCAAGCUUUGAAAACGCGAUUAUGAAAGAUCCUCACUUUUUUUCUUUUCUCUCAAAUAAGACUCUCAAAGAAAAACAUCGAAGCCACCAUGACGACCAUCAAGACCAGCGAUCUCUUUGUUGAUAUCCUCAUAAGUGAAGGGGUCAAGUUCGUCUUUGGGAUCCCUGGAGAGGAAAAUUUGGACUUCACAGAGUCUAUGCGCCAUCGUGCAGACCAGAUUAAGCUCAUUCUUGUCCGUCACGAGCAAGCUGCUGGGUUCAUGGCAGCAACUGUCGGUAGACUCACUGGGCAACCAGGAGUGGCUCUUUCAACUUUGGGACCAGGUGCCACCAACUUUACUACCUCGGCUGCUUUUGCCUUUCUCGGCGGAUUCCCCUGUCUUUUCAUCACUGGGCAAAAGCCCAUCAAAAAUUCCAAGCAAGCUGACUUUCAAAUUAUCAAUGUGGUGGAGAUGAUGCGUCCCAUCACAAAGUAUACCAAGUCGAUCCCUUCAGGCAAUAUGUUGGCUGCCUCGGUACGACGAGCCUUGUCCCAAUCAGUGGCAGAAAAGCCAGGGCCUGUGCAUAUUGAGUUGGCAGAGGACGUGGCUGCUGAAGAAACUGCCUCUCGUAUCUUCGAAACGUUGGAUUUUCGUCGGCCCAUCGCAGAGCCAAAGGCCAUUGACAGGGCAACGGAGAUCUUGCUCAGCGCCAAGAACCCAGUAGUCAUCAUUGGAGCAGCCGCCAACCGCCAACGGGCCAUUCGAGCUUUGCGUGCCUUUGUAGAAGAAAUGGGAAUUUUCUGGUGUUCCACUCAGAUGGGAAAGGGGGUGCUGGACGAACGCAGCCCUCUUUGUCUAGGUGUCACUGCCCUAUCCAACAAAGAUUACUGCCACUAUGGCAUUGAUUUUGCUGAUGUUCUUUUGAUUUGUGGUCACGAUGAAAGUGAAAAGCCCCCUAUUAUCAUGACACCAGAGGGAACACGCAAAGUGAUUCAUGUCGGUUUCUCCCAAGCCAACGUUGACAACGUCUACAGUCCUUCUGCCCAAGUGGUUGGAGACGUUGCCAACGCCGUGUGGCAAAUCCAUGAAAAGCUGCGCGCCUCUGGGAAGAAGUGGGACCAACCCAUCCUGAAACGAUACAAGGAGCUCUCAGAUCCACUCCUUCGCACCGGAAUGGACGAUUCAGCUUUUCCAAUGAACGUCACGCGUGUUGUUGCAGACAUUCGAAAGGUGCUUCCCGAGGACGGGAUACUUUCGCUAGACAAUGGACUCUACAAAGUAGUGUUUGCCCGUCUAUUCCAAGCCUUCCAGCCCAACACCAUACUGUUGGACAACGCCCUAGCUACGAUGGGCGCUGGAAUCCCCAAUGCAAUUGCUUGCAAACUCCUGUUCCCUGACCGCAAGGUUGUUUCUAUCAGUGGAGAUGGGGGUGCACAAAUGAACCUUCCAGAACUCGCCACUUGUAUCCAAUACAAGAUCAGCUCCGUCCAUAUCAUUUUAAACGACAACGCCUUUGGCAUGAUCAAAUGGAAGCAAGGGCUGGCUGGCUUCGAAAAUUGGGGCUUGGACUUGCAGAACCCUGAUUUCGUUGAGAUUGCCAAAGCUUAUGGGGCUCAAGGCUACCGUGUCGCCAAAGCAGAAGAAUUUGCUGCCAUCCUUGAGACAGCAAUGAAUUCUGAAGGAGUUCAUUUGAUCGAGGUUCCUUUCAGCUAUGAAUCAAUGGCAGCUGAUCUGAUCCAAGUCCCUAAAAAGGCAGAAGCAGUGGUUGAACAGAUCAAACAAGAGUUUGGAACUUGCGUCGUUGAGAACUGCUUGGAGGAGUAGGGGCUACAUGUAUGUCUUGAUGUAUCGAGAACUUAGAUCCCUGCUGUAAGAGCCAUACCACCUGGACCUGCCCUGAAACCUUUGAUUAACUUGUUUUAUAAUGCUACAGUCUGAUGCUUUGCUUUG
This is a messenger RNA of Seminavis robusta, 1947 nucleotides long. NCBI's taxonomy places the organism in Eukaryota, Bacillariophyta, Bacillariophyceae, Naviculales, Naviculaceae. The record is from the annotation of a GenBank genome assembly.